Cyanistes caeruleus (blue tit) is the source of this 1375-nucleotide messenger RNA. The record is from RefSeq and is a predicted model, not a curated record. Lineage: Eukaryota; Metazoa; Chordata; Aves; Passeriformes; Paridae.
UCAGCCUUUCCUCCACAGGGAGAUGCUCCAGGCCCUCCUCAUCCUCACAUGUACUGGCCCCACUUGAGGAGCUCUGUGUCUCCCUUUUCCUGAGGACCCCAGGACUGGACGCAGCGCUCUAAAUGUGUCUCACCAGGGCUGGGCAGAGGGGCAGGGCUCACUUUCCCCUGCACUCUGGCCAUAGCUCAUGCCCGUGUCCCUGCAGUGCAGUGCCCCUGGCCCAUGUGGAGGUGGAGGGCCGCAGCGAUCGGCCACCCCUUGUCCUGCUACAUGGGCUCUUUGGCAGCCACAGCAACUUCCAGACGGUGGCCAAGACACUGGUGCGCCGUGGUAGCGGCAAGGUGCUGACGGUGGACGCCCGGAACCACGGCAGCAGCCCCCACAGCCCCGUGAUGACGUAUGAAGCGAUGAGCUUGGAUGUGCAGCACCUCCUGAGCCGCCUGGGCAUCACCAAGUGCAUCCUCGUGGGACACAGCAUGGGGGGCAAGACGGCCAUGACACUGGCCUUGCAGCAGCCAGACCUGGUGGAGCGCCUCAUCUCUGUAGACAUUGGUCCUGGCUCAACCGCCCCCGUGUCUGAAUUCUCUGCCUACAUCUCAGCCAUGAAGGAGGUGAAGGUCCCGGUGGGGCUGAGCCGCUCGGCAGCACGCCAGCUGGCAGAUGACCAGCUGCAGCCUGUGGUCAAGCUCCCACAGCUGAGACAGUUCCUCCUCACCAACCUGGUGGAGGUGGAGGGCCGCUAUGUGUGGCGGGUGAACCUGGAGGCUAUUUCCCGGCAUCUGGCAGAUAUCAUGAACUUCCCUGUCUUCCACAAGCCGUAUCCUGGUCCUGCACUGUUCUUGGGAGGUUCUGACUCGCCCUAUAUCAGCUCCAGAGACUACCCAGAGAUCCAACGCCUCUUCCCCAAGGCAGAGAUCCAGUACAUUAAAGGUGCAGGCCACAUAGUCCAUCAGGAUAAAUUUGAAGAAUUCAUCACUGCUGUCCUCAAUUUCCUGCCACAGCUGUAGCACUGGGGACCAGGGUUUCUGUAAAGCCCGUGUGGGUCCUGAGGAGCUCUGGGCAGUGACGCAGGGCUCGGGCUCUGAGGAUGGGCUCAGCUGGGACUGGCUGCCCUCACUGCAGUCUGAUCCUGCCUGCAAGACCUUUUCCCAUCCUGGUUCUCCUGCAGUCAGAGCAGAGAGGCACCUGCAUCCUGCUGAGAUCUCCUGCCACCUCACAGGGACACGGUGGCACUGGCUCAGGACACUGUCCUGCCUGCACAGCGGUGUCAGGCACAUGGAGGGGGCAAAGAGCCCUCUUUUUUCCUGCUGCCAGACCCUCCCAAGGAUCUGGCUGUGACUUUGCAGAAUGUGCAAUAAAGUUGAUUUCAUGCCAA